AUGGACGAUGCGAUAAAUCCUCUGCGUGAAAUGGCAGAGCGAGUGGGCAGGGAAGUCGAGACCUUUGCUGAGAGGCUGGAUCAGUUCUUGGAUGGCCUGCCUUCGCGAAAUAAGUACGAGGCGGCAGUGGAGCUGGUUGAGGAGUUCCGCGACAUCUCUGCCGAGGCGGCGCAUCAAGCGAAGCUGUCCACAGGAUCUACCACGAACAACCCAUUCACGUUGUCGACGAACAACAAGCUGGAUGGCCUCGCGAAUCGUAGAUCGGAAUCGGUCAAGCAAUGGAGGCAUUGGCAGCAAGAGGCGGAUCUGUGGGAGCUGUUCAGACUCGUGCUGGACCUGCAUCAUAACCCAGACCCCAACGCCCGCCAGCAAGAGAAAGAACGAAAGCUAGCCGAACUUGGUCCACCGCAUCGCUAUACAAGUGAGAGCCACAUCUACAGACGUUUCUUGCUCAGCAACGACCUCGCGAAUGAGCAAUCACUGGUGAAGAGAUGGCUGGAGCAAGCGGUCGACCACCAGGAGACCGACUUGUCAGGCAUCAUGGAAGAGCUGGAGACAAAAGCGAAGCGUGGCAAGGGCAUGUGGUCGCAUGGAUGGAUGCAUACGAGGGAGAAAGUCAAGCACGAGAAGAGAUUACGCUCAUGGCCGACUUCGCCCGGUGCGCCCCUACCGCAAAUCCGUAACGCCAACGGCACGGAACUGCUCGUGACAACUCUCGACCCUGAUGCGCUCUCACGGCAGGGUCGGACGGUGGAGAAGGAGGAUGCUUACUUUGAACGCGCCAUGUGGAUUGCUUGUUGGGAGAUGCUGCGCCGCGGGAGGUCGUGGAGAGAAGUCAGCGAAUGGUGUGCGGACCACAAAGAAGGCUGGCGAGCAUUGUCUAUUGGGAAAGGUGCGAAUCCGAAUGAGGCCGCGUCGAACGCGGCCUGGAGGAAGAUGUGCUAUCUGGCGUCGCAGUCGGGGUGCUCGAAUGAGUAUGAAGCUGCGGUAUACGGUCUGCUCGGAGGAAGCGUCAAGGCUGUGGACAAGGUCUGCCGGAGUGUUGAUGACACGCUCUAUGCUUACUACAACGCCGAGCUGCUUCGUCAAUUUGACCAGUACCUCGCCACAAAUUACCCGGACCGUGCCCCACUUACAAGAAAGGUCAGCGAGGAUGCUCUGCGGGAUCCUGAAGAAGCGAUAGUAGCGCUCAUCAAGAGACUGAGAACGCAGCCUGCCACGGGUGGCGAAGCCGUCAAGCCGAUGAAGAUCAUUCAGAGCUAUCUCCUCGCAAACGAUACCGGCAGUCUGAUUCACACUCUUGGACAUGCCAUCUCGUACACGGACAAGCUCGCAGGAGACAAGGAGGAGAUGAUCAUACAUCUCGAGCACUUCUGGUCCGGAGAAGGCAAUAUGCCCGAGUCAGAAGUCGCACUGGACCCUCAGACUCUGCGCAUCGUUGCCCACAUGGCCAUCAUUCUUCGGGUGCUCAGCGAGGAGCCCCUGGACGGCGAUGAUCGUGACGCGGAAGAAAACGUGACAGUCGCGUACAUCCAAGCUCUCCGCGCCGCCGGCAAGCGCGAUCUCAUCCCCAUCUAUGCUUCCCGUCUCGCUGUGGGUCGAUGCGUGGUGAGCAUGGCACGGGUCCUGCAAGAUGUUACCAACGAUCGCGAGCAAGAGGAUAUGUUGGCGUUGAUGAAGAAUUACAAGCUCGAUAAUCUUUUGGUGUUGAAUGAGCAGUUGAUGUUCCUCCUCGAUGCGACUGUGGGCAAGCAGAUGCAGAACCCGAAGCCGAUCAAAAUGAUGGAGCAGACAGAGAUCAUGACGCUGUAUCCUGGUCAGCGAAUCGUGGUGGAUUUCCUGCCGGAGUAUGCGACCAAAGAUGAUGAGGCGAUUGUGAGGAGUUUGAGGUGGUUUUACAUCCUUGACGGGCAUUGGAGGGAGACAUUUUCGAGAUUCUCGGUUGCGUUGCGGAAGUGUUUGCGUGAGUCUUCUGUCACCUUUCCUGACAUUGCUUUACUAACAUUCUUCUGCAGUCGCCGGCCGCCUCGCCUGCGCCCUCAGCAUCGUCCAAGAGUUCCCCUACGAUCUCAUCUCGCAGCGCAAAUCCUACCCUCUUCUCGGCCGCUCCAUGAACCUCCUCGAGCACGAAUAUCCCAUCUCGAAAGGGGAGUCCAAGCUCUACAGCGCUCUCGUCGCACAAUCAAAAACCUACCACGACCUCGAAAUCCUCGUCACAACCAUUCGCCACCUCGCCGAGUGGCGCAACAUCGAACAUGGCUACACCGGCUCGUCUAA
This is a messenger RNA of Zymoseptoria tritici IPO323, 2277 nucleotides long. RefSeq lists its product as uncharacterized. Gene Ontology annotation, cellular component: nuclear pore outer ring; nuclear pore. Lineage: Eukaryota; Fungi; Ascomycota; Dothideomycetes; Mycosphaerellales; Mycosphaerellaceae. The transcript has 2 exons. The record is from RefSeq and is a predicted model, not a curated record. The coding region runs from base 1 to 2277 and encodes 758 amino acids. Gene Ontology annotation, biological process: protein import into nucleus; regulation of DNA-templated transcription; mRNA export from nucleus. Gene Ontology annotation, molecular function: structural constituent of nuclear pore.